AUGUUCAGUGUCCCUGAUGUUGGAGACUUCAAUACUCAGAUCCUCCACGAUUGGUCCUCUUCGUCAACUAGUGAUGAUGUAUUCAAGGAUCUUCAGGCCUCUACUUACACCGUCGAUGCUGGCACUGCUCCAUUUGCCCGUCGUUUCGAUAUCGUCAACAUCGGACAGGACACCAAGGAUCCGUCCAUCACCUUAACAGUCCCUGGAGGUCAGCAACAUGGCCCAGUCAGUUCAGCACAGAUAACCACAGGUUUUGCGGACAUCCUUUAUGGAUCCGUACGUACCGUGGCCAAGGUCAGCAAUGUUCCUGGUACCACUCAUGGCUUCUCGUUCUAUGCCAACGACACGCAAGAAGUUGACCUCGCCUUCUUGACCUCCGAUAUCUCGGUCAUUCACUUGACCAAUGAGCAACUCACUCCUGAUAGUGAACUAUCAUCCUAUCAAGUCGAUGCACCUUCUGAUGCUGCAACUGCAUGGCACGAGUACCGUGUUGACUGGCUUCCUGGUGUCACCAAUUUCUACAUCGACAGCGAGCUGGUUCACUCAAUCGACAAGAACGUUCCUACCACCCCCUCAUUCUUCCUUUGGAACAGUUGGUCAAACGGCAACUCCUGGGCCGCCGGCCCACCCGCGUCCAAUAGCGUGCUGAAAAUCCAGAGCGUGACCGCCUACUUCAAUCGUACCUCAGUC
Messenger RNA from Aureobasidium pullulans EXF-150, 690 nucleotides. Its product is annotated as concanavalin A-like lectin/glucanase. Gene Ontology annotation, molecular function: hydrolase activity, hydrolyzing O-glycosyl compounds. Gene Ontology annotation, biological process: carbohydrate metabolic process. The transcript has 2 exons. The annotation marks the transcript as partial. The record is from RefSeq and is a predicted model, not a curated record. Lineage: Eukaryota; Fungi; Ascomycota; Dothideomycetes; Dothideales; Saccotheciaceae.